Sus scrofa (pig) is the source of this 429-nucleotide messenger RNA. RefSeq names its product adrenomedullin 2 (gene ADM2). The record is from RefSeq and is marked inferred. NCBI's taxonomy places the organism in Eukaryota, Metazoa, Chordata, Mammalia, Artiodactyla, Suidae. Gene Ontology annotation, biological process: positive regulation of heart rate; regulation of systemic arterial blood pressure; adenylate cyclase-activating G protein-coupled receptor signaling pathway.
AUGGUCCCGCUCCUGCCGGUCACCCUUGGUUGCAUCAGCCUCCUCUACCUGCAGCUGCCAGGCACACUGUCCCUAGGGCUGGGCAGGAACCGGCUGCCCGCACGACCCAGGGAGCCCCCAGGCCAGACUUCUUCCAGUGCUGUGCAGCCCCAGCACCCCGCACCCCGGCCUGCAGUCUGGAAGCUGCACCCGGCUCUCCAGCCACAGAGAAGUGCCAGGCUGGCCCCUGAUCUGGGCCAGCCUCGCCGAAAUGGCCCCCGCCGACAUUUGGGUCCCCGGAGGCCUCGAGCCCAGCUCCUGCGUGUGGGCUGUGUGCUGGGCACCUGCCAGGUGCAGAACCUCAGCCACCGCCUUUGGCAGCUUGUCGGGUCCGCUGGCCCACGGGACACAGUCCCUGUGGACCCCAGCAGCCCCCACAGCUAUGGCUGA